UUUCUCUCUUCCCAACUCCUUUCACAUCUAUUUCAUAUUCUAUUAAUUGCUCGUCUGCUUAUUUGACAAACUCUAUCUCUUCUCUUCUUCACUUGUGUAGCCAUGGCAGAUCAUCUCAAUCGGUUUCUUGUUCUUACUGUGUUGCUUGGUUUGUUCUUGAGGUUUUGCCAUGGUGGUGUCACCAGUACCUUUGUCCGCAAGGUGGAGAAAACCAUUGAUAUGCCUCUUGAUGCUGAUGUCUUCAAAGUUCCUUCUGGUUACAAUGCUCCCCAGCAGGUUCAUAUUACUCAAGGUAACAUGGAUGGGUCAGCAGUGAUUGUCUCAUGGGUCACUCAAGAUGAGCCAGGCUCUAACACAGUGCUUUAUGGAACAUCCGAGGACAAUUUUGAGUUCCAUGCCAAAGGCAAGCUCACACAGUAUACAUAUUACAACUACACAUCUGGGUUCAUUCAUCAUUGCACACUUAGGAAUUUGAAGUUUUCAACAAAAUAUUACUAUAAAGUGGGGAUUGGAAAUACAACACGGCAUUUCUGGUUCACAACACCUCCAGAAGUUGGUCCUGAUGUUCCUUACACAUUUGGUCUUAUAGGGGAUCUUGGACAGAGUUUUGACUCAAAUAGCACUCUUUCUCAUUACGAGUCGAAUCCUAUUCGAGGAGAGACUGUACUAUUUGUAGGUGAUCUUUCUUAUGCUGAUAACUACCCAAAUCAUGAUAAUGUCAGAUGGGAUACAUGGGGAAGGUUUGUGGAGAGAAGUGUUGCAUAUCAGCCGUGGAUAUGGACAACCGGAAACCAUGAGAUUGAUUUUGCUCCAGAAAUUGGUGAAACCCAGCCAUUCAAGCCAUUUCGUCACAGGUAUACAGUUCCCUAUAAGGCUUCAGGUAGCACAGCUCCAUUUUGGUAUUCGAUCAAGCGUGCCUCUGCACACAUCAUCGUCCUCUCAUCCUAUUCCGCUUAUGCUAAGUACACUCCUCAGUACAAAUGGCUUGAAGCAGAGUUCCCGAAGGUGAACAGAAGUGAGACACCAUGGUUAAUUGUUCUCAUGCACUCUCCAUGGUAUAAUAGUUACAACUAUCACUAUAUGGAAGGGGAAACCAUGCGAGUAAUGUAUGAGCCAUGGUUUGUGCAAAACAAAGUCGAUAUCGUGUUUGCAGGCCAUGUCCAUGCCUAUGAACGCAGUCAUCGAAUAUCAAAUGUUGCUUACAACAUAGUUAACGGGGAAUGCACCCCUGUAGAUGACCGGUCUGCUCCAGUAUACGUCAACAUCGGUGACGGUGGAAAUCUUGAAGGACUUGCAGCAAACAUGACAUAUCCACAGCCCAAGUAUUCAGCUUAUCGGGAGGCCAGCUUUGGUCAUGCAGUCUUUUCGAUAAAGAACCGAACUCAUGCCUACUACGAAUGGCACCGGAAUCAAGAUGGUGAUGCAGUUGUUGCUGAUGCUAUGUGGUUCUACAACAGAUAUUGGAGCUCUGCCGAUGAUUCUAUCACAAUAUUCUCUUGAUGCUGAUCUUUGAUUAUUCAUUUAAAGAAUAAUUUCUCCAUGAGUUCUAGAAGCAAUGUAUCAUUAAUUCCCUUUUGUUUCUUACAUUGUUUCAAUGGAAUGGCAUUGUUUAAUAAGUGAUUGUGAAAUGAUAUUUUUAUUUCGUUCAUUUGAUUUCAUGUUUAAGUCCCUGUGACAUUUAACAAAAAUACUUGAGGA
This is a messenger RNA of Dioscorea cayenensis subsp. rotundata (Guinea yam), 1698 nucleotides long. RefSeq names its product purple acid phosphatase 2-like. Gene Ontology annotation, molecular function: metal ion binding; acid phosphatase activity. The record is from RefSeq and is a predicted model, not a curated record. The transcript is spliced from 8 exons. Bases 103 to 1500 code for a protein of 465 amino acids. NCBI's taxonomy places the organism in Eukaryota, Viridiplantae, Streptophyta, Magnoliopsida, Dioscoreales, Dioscoreaceae.